AUGAUUAAAGAAAAUUGUACUGGAUUUAAGUUUGUCGCGGUCAAAAUGCUGUAACUGGUAUUUCGCAUGUAUAUUAUAUAUCAUUAUGUAAUGAGAAACUACCAUUACUGUUUAUGGUGAAAACAAAUACAUCUUUAUUCUCUAUAUGAUGGAAUUAAAAUGUAAAGAUCUGAUCUAUGUAAUAGGAAUUAUAGCAUGUGCUUUACCAUGUAUAUAUGGGGAGUGUGAACCUGGAUGGUACGAGUAUUAUGACAACUGUUACUAUGUCUCCGUUGAUAGAUAUAAUCAUCGUGAUCUAGAACAUGCCUGUACUUCUAGAAAUGCUACGUUAUGGAUAUGGCAUUCAACUGACGAAUUACAAUGGAUGACCAAUCUAUUAGCACAAAGUGCAAGGAUCCUGUAUUGGACAGAUCUGCAACUGAUCAACAGGAGAUGGACAUUCAUGGAUGGUACACCUUACAAUGUACACAAUGUUCCAUGGUAUAGAAAAAAGGAAGGAGACCGGAAUAGUAAUUCCAAUAAAUGUGCAGGUUUGAUCCCAUACAAGCCUGAUACUGGUACUAUACAGGCUAGAAGAUGUACAGAUGGCUGGGGAACUAUAUGUGUUAGACCCAAAGCUAUGUUAGAUCUAUGUGACCUGGCAGAUGGGUGGCAGUACCGUGACGGUAGAUGUCUAAAAUUCUUUGACACCCCUCAAUCCUGGUAUAAUGCUAGGCUAACAUGCCAAGCUAACCAAGGGGAUCUUACUCUGUUCAAGAACUACGAUGAACUUAGGAGCCUUGAUAGUCUUAUAACAUGCCGUACAUUAGACAACGUGGCUUGGAUAGGACUCUCUGAUACUGUUCAGCCAAGAACAUGGAGAUGGAUCAAUAAUGAUACUAUGAGGUAUUCAAGAUGGUACGCCUAUGGUAACCAAAUUCUACAAAAUGGCUCUACAUGUGCAGCAACUUCUCCUAUAGAUGGUUGGGCAUGGAGGAAUUAUGUCUGUGAUACCCAACUCAAGUUUAUUUGUAAUAGAUCUCUCGGUGUGUGUCCACCAGGUUGGUUACAGAAUCAAGACAGAUGUUACGAUCCUAAUGUUGUAGAUACAGCCAAAAAGACCUGGUUUGAUGCCAAAACUUACUGUGAGAGUAUAGGGGCCACACUGCUUAUUAUAAAUAAUCAAAAAGAACAGUCUUUCAUCAAUAUAACAAUGAAUUCACUAAAAGUGGACAGAGCUUGGUUAGGUUUUUCAGAUAUGAACCAAUCAAAUGUUUUGCAGUGGCUGGAUGGAAGAUCAGCCAAAAAUGCGAGCUUUUAUAACCUCUGGGACAGAAACUUCCCUAAACCUGUUGCAAAAAGAUUUGAUUGUGGUCUCAUAGUUAAAGGUUUAAUGGAUUCAAGAUGGUCCAAUGUAUAUUGCUUCAAGCCGACAGCUUUCUUCUGUGAGAUGUCUAUCACAACAGUUCCCUUCAACCCUAUAACACCACCAGUGAACUAUAUUUGUGAUAAGGACUGGGUCCUGUAUCAGACAGAGUGCUAUUAUUUUGGUCCAGUAGGGAAUCAGUCUUUGAAGAACUGGUAUGAUGCCAAUGAUUUUUGCAAGAGUUCCGGUGCUUAUCUGGUUGUCAUAGGUGACCCAUAUGAGAUGUCAUUUGUUACUGUUCAACAGUCAAAGAUAUUGACUGCCUGGAUAGGACUCAAGUAUGAUAAGAAUUUGAAUACCUUCAAAUGGGUGGAUGGUACAAGUCCAGGACAGUACUGGGCCAAUGAGACAAAUUUUUACCCUGGUGAACCUGAUGAUUAUAAGAAUGGUCAGGAAUGUAUACAGAUUGUCGGAGGUCGUAGAGAUUAUACGGGCUCGUGGGACGAUGGUAACUGUUCCAUACAACAAGGAUUUAUCUGCGAGAAAAAUGCCGUUCCUAAAGUAAUCUUGCCACCAACCGGUCCACCUGUACCUACACAGAUAUCCCCGCAGUGUGGUUUUGGCUGGAUAUACAGCCCUACCAGUAAUUUUUGUUACCAAGUUGUGCUUGGUAUACCAAGAACAUGGCAAGGUGCUAGAGCAUACUGCCAACAGAAUAAUGGUGAUCUGCUAUCUGUAUCUGGUGUUCAAGAACAAAAUUUUAUACAAGCGCUUUUGUCAUCCCCGAAGUAUGCAAGGUUACAGCUAAACUUUUGGAUAGGAGCCACAGACCAGACACAAGAAGGAGGUUGGCACUGGGUUGAUAACACACCAUUUAGAUAUUUGAACUGGCACCCAGGAGAGCCUAAUAAUGUAAGGUUUGGUGUUGAGCCUGAAAAUUGUGCUGAGAUGGUUCCUAGCUGGAAUUAUCAGUGGAAUGACAAAUACUGUAGCAAGGAAGAAGUCUUUAUCUGCAAGAAAAAUGCUUUGACCACAACUGCUUUAACUGUGGCUCCACCAACAGGUUUUAAUAAAGGUAAUUGUAAAGGAGAGGCUAUGAUAUCAGGAAACUACAGUCUGGUAGAUAGUGGUUCAUUUAAAUCUUCUCCUCCAAGAGAUGCUCAACAUACAGCCCUUAAUGCUAGACUCUUCCCAAAUAAUUUACUAGCUGGGGGAGGCUGGUCAGCAAAAACAGCUGAUACAAAUCAGUAUAUAACAGUGUUAUUUUAUAACACUAUAGUUGUGAAAGCAAUUAUUACAGCUGGACGGACGGACGUUGAUGAAUGGGUGUCACAAUAUCAAAUACAAUACCAGGAGACAUACUACUCAGAAUGGUUGAAAUACAACGACCCACCUGGUACUGUCAAGAUAUUUUCUGGCAACAAUGAUUCAAGCACUCCAGUCACUAACACCUUGUUCUUCCCAUUUGAAGCAAAACAGGUGAAGUUAAUUCCUGUCCAAUGGAACCAGGGUAUAUCCCUUAGAUUAGAAAUUCUUGGUUGUCUAGAAGAGAGUUGUAUACCUGAUUAUGCCGUGAGCGGACCUUUGGUUGCCAUGGAUGGUCAGUUACAAUCAUCAGGGUUUUCCGACAUUGCACAUGAUGCCAAAGCUGCACGGUUACGACCAGUUACACAGGGUGUGACACCAGCAUGUUGGAAACCUCAGAUCUCGAACACAAAUCAGUGGAUUCAGGUAGAUUUGGGUAAUAUAUUUUUGAUACGUGGUGUAACAGUGAAAGGUAACCCGGCAGCUCAAGAAUGGGUGACUCAGUUUCGCUUGAAGUACGGCACAACGAAUACCCCGUCUCUCUAUUACCAGGAACCGUACGGAAAACCCAAGAAUAUCCCAGGAAACGUUGACAACAGUUCUCCUGUAACAUACUACUUCAAGUCACAUUUUCAAGCUAGAUUCAUCAGGAUAGUCCCCAAUGCAUGGCAUACCAAUAUAGCACUGGCCUUUGAUAUCCUGGUUUGUCAAAAUGGAUGUAAUGGUGUUGCAUUGAUUAAGUGGGGGCUCACCAUAUUGCUGAUGAUGCAGCUGAGUGCAUCUUCCGUCCUUGACACUCGUCAUACUAGUGGCACCGACUUUACGCUGGAGCAUGGAUACCUUAAAUACAGUGAUAAACAGCAGUAUUUGAAAGCAGAUUUAGGAUUUGCAAUACAGAUUACAGCUGUAAGCACACAGGGGGCAUUUGACUCAGCUGACUGGGUGAAAAGUUAUAAAAUCAGUUAUUCCAGUGAUAACCAAAAAUGGGUGUAUUACUAUGAACUAGGAUCUCAACCUAAGGUUUUUGAUGGAAAUUGGGAAAACCGGAUAGCCAGGAAACACUACUUGUUGGUACCUUUUAUAGCCAGAUAUAUUCUCAUAUACCCACAGUCUUGGAACAACAGGAUUGCUUUACGAUUUGAACUCUAUGGAUGUCCAGGGGCAGCAUCUGGUGUAAGAAUUGGGUGUUACGCUGAUGAUGCUCAUGAUCGAGACCUCAAGUACGAGCCCUACACUGACCCCAGGGUGGGCAUGUGGCCUCCCAUGUGUGUUGACCAUUGUUUCAGAAAGGGUUACUAUUAUGCAGGUCUACAGAAUCAAUUUAAAUGUUUUUGCGGGAAUUCCUAUGGAAAGUAUGGCCCCGCCACAGACUGCAACCAGGCAUGUUUUCCCAAGACAAACUUCCAGUGUGGUGGACCCUCGUCAAAUAUCAUCUAUACAACUGGGAUGUCUCCAGAAUUCAAGAUCUGCCCCAACAGACUGGAAAGUCUUAUGGUAAUAGAUGGCUAUGUGCUGCUCCAGACUAAACAGUCCUGGUACGAUGCCCGGGCAAGCUGUAAAGGUCAGGGUGGUGAUCUAGCCUCGCCAAACAGCCAGGCAGAGCAAGAUUUUGUGUUUAGUUUGCUGGAAUAUGCAAAAUAUGUGUCUGGAGGUUGGCAGGAUGAAUCUUGUGAUGUCAGUCACAUGUUCGUGUGUCAGAUGGACAAACGUAGAUCCAGUCAGCCCGCCUCAACUGUACUACCUGAUGGGUGUCAGAAAGGCUGGGAUGGGUAUCGGUGGUCAUGUUACCUGUAUGCUGAUGCUAAAAGGACCUGGCAAGAUAGCAAAGCUGUGUGUGAAACUCUGGGAAGCUUCAUUGUUAGAAUAAGUGAUAAGUAUGAACAAGCGUACCUGGCAGGUGUGUUGGGGAGUAGAUCAGGACAGUACUGGAUAGAUGUAAAUGAUCUAGCUCAACCAGGAACCUAUCAGCAUACAGUUGGGAGACACUACCUAGACUUCACUAAUUGGGCCCAAAAUAAACCAGAUGGAACAUCAAUGUGUGUAUCUAUAGGAAGUGGUAACCAGACAGGACUGUGGACGAACCAGUUGUGUACAAAUACGGCUGGGUUAGUGUGUAAGGCAACAAGGGUUGGUCACACGGCACCACCUUUACCCCCAGUGUCAACCAGUCUACCUCCCUGUGACCCUGGUCUUAUACAAACACCAAACUAUUGCUAUCAGGUAAACACAGUUGAAGUUCAUCGCCGCCGAAAUAUUGGUGAGGCGAUUGUUGAUUGUAAAAGUAAGGGAGGUAACCUUGCCUCGUUUCACAGUGCUGCGGAUAUUGAUACAGUGUGGAGGAAUGCAUUAGUUGGGACGUCAUCCUCAUACUGGAUAGGGCUAAAUGAUCAAGCUACAGAAAAUGGGUAUGUGUGGACAGAUAAAACUGCUGUCAAUGUGUUAAACUGGGCUGAUAAGCAGCCAGACAACUACAAGGGAAUGGAAGACUGUGUUGAAAUGUGGAGCUCUACCUCCAAGUGGAACGAUGCCGCAUGUGCUUCAAAAAAUAACUGGAUCUGCAUGGUGAAAAGAGGACAAGUUAUAAAAACUAAGGUAAACACAGUUGAAGUUCAUCGCCGCCGAAAUAUUGGUGAGGCGAUUGUUGAUUGUAAAAGUAAGGGAGGUAACCUUGCCUCGUUUCACAGUGCUGCGGAUAUUGAUACAGUGUGGAGGAAUGCAUUAGUUGGGACGUCAUCCUCAUACUGGAUAGGGCUAAAUGAUCAAGCUACAGAAAAUGGGUAUGUGUGGACAGAUAAAACUGCUGUCAAUGUGUUAAACUGGGCUGAUAAGCAGCCAGACAACUACAAGGGAAUGGAAGACUGUGUUGAAAUGUGGAGCUCUACCUCCAAGUGGAACGAUGCCGCAUGUGCUUCAAAAAAUAACUGGAUCUGCAUGGUGAAAAGAGGACAAGGUGGACAUUUAACAACAUCAAAACCCCAGACAGCCCCACCUACCCAGUCAAGUUCCCUAUGCAGUAGUUUAAGUGGUAGUGGAUGGGUGGCAUUCAAUGGCUACUGCUACCUGGCUAAUGAUGGAAACGGGGACCAGGGAAAGUCCUGGAGACAAGCUCAACAUCAAUGUCAACAAUAUGGCGGAGACCUUGCCUCAAUCCUCUCACAGACCGAGCAAGCAUUUGUGUAUCAUGCUAUGUUGAAAAAUUUAUCUGCCUAUAGAGUGUGGAUAGGACUGAAUGCACUAGAUCUGAACAAUGGAUACAAGUGGUCUGAUGGGUCACCAGGGAAGUAUUACCACUGGCGUUAUAAUGAACCUAAUGAUUGGGGUGGGGAAGAAGACUGUGUCAACAUCCUCCUUCUCACAGGUGAGUGGAAUGAUGACCACUGUGCCAGACAGUAUGGGUAUGUUUGUAAGGUGCGUGUUGGAUCAAUUAUUACCCCUGUUGUACCUACAGGAUUGUGGGCAGGAAAUUGUCCAUCAGGCUUUCAUAUGCAGUUUAACAGGUGUUACAGGAUAUAUCCUAAACCUGUAAACUGGACAACAGCCUUGGCAAACUGUAAAGGACUUGGCUCUGGCUACAGUCUUGCCAGCAUUCUAGAUGAUGUCACCAAUGCAUUUAUAACAACACUGAUGGCAGAUAUGCAGGUGAAUCCAUGGAUUGGUUUACACAAAGAUGAGAAUAAUCAGUUGUUAUGGGUGAACAAUGAUGAAACUGUAUACACUAACUGGGCACAUGAUGAACCUAAUGGCAGAGAGAAAGAAGCUUGUGUACAGAUAACUGGUUAUUCUGGUACAGUUGGUCAAUGGAAUGAUGUUGAUUGUUCAACUCAACAUGGGUAUGUCUGUAUGACCAAGAAAGACCCAACAAUUCUGACUGCGGAACCAAUUCCUAGCAUUUGUGAUGUACAACAAGGACAGAAACUGUUUAAAACAGGCUGCUAUUUCUUCCUAAAGCAGGCUUCCAACUGGUCCCAGGCGAGUGAUACCUGUCUUAAACAAGGAGGAGGCUAUUUGUCAUCUGUAAACUCAGGAUAUGAGCAGGCCUUUAUAUACCUGACUAUGAAACAACAUAAUGUGAAUGCUGUAUGGAUUGGAUUAAAUGAUAUAAAGCAAUCUGGAACAUACUCAUGGACAGAUAACUGGCCAGUAGUGUACAGCAACUGGGAUGCUGGUCAGCCUGUUGGUGGUCAAGGUUGCGUGAUUGCCAAUACCACAGGAAGAUGGAUCGAAACUAACUGCUCAGCAUCGUACCCUGCCAUCUGUAAAAUAUCCACUGCAUCCCCGUCAUUGACUCCUCCAGCCCCUAAUGCACUGUGUGACCCAGGCUGGUAUUCAUGGAAAAGUCACUGUUACUACCUUGGUGUGAAUAUACCACGAUCAGCUCUAGAUGCAGGAUUCUACUGUCAGCAACACCACGGGGCGCUUGUUUCUAUUCAUAACCAAACACUGAACCAGUAUCUUGUUAAAACAAUGAACUCAUUGGCAGUGAAUGGGCAGAGUUUCUGGACAGGUCUACAUAAGUCAAUAGAUUCUGGUUUCCAGUGGAUAGACAGAUCACCAGUACAGUUUACUAACUGGAGAAAAGGGGAACCAUCCACUCGAGGAUGGGCAGGAAACUCGGAGAAUUGUGCAGAGGUAUUUUUGUCAGAUGGAAAAUGGAAUGAUGAAGACUGUAAUAGUAAAAGACUUUUUGUCUGUGAGAAAAGUCCAGUUGUAGAUAACAGCAAGAUACAUAUUGGUACAGGAGGAGCACCAAUCAAUGUCCCUACACCUAUACCAUUCACCCGUCCCUCCAUACUGCCAAUACAGCGUACACCCUCCCCGCCAUCUAAAGGUGUGUCACAGAUAUCACCUCAGACAGAUAAACCUCCAGUGUCACCUCAGUCACAGAACGUGCCCUAUGUAUCCGUAACGACAAGGAAAUCAUUACCUGUGGUUUCUGACAACUCUAACCCACUGACAGGUGCUUUACCGUCUCUUUCAAUGAGACCAUAUACAGGAGGUAGUACAGCACAACCGUUACAAGCUGCUGAUACAGAAACCUCAACAACAAUUCUAGGAAUGUCAGCAGGUGGUUUAGCCGGGGUGAUAUUAGCAACUAUCAUAGUUAUUUUACUGGUUGUCUUGAUAGCACUGUACUGGCGCCGCAACACAACGAUGGGUCGACAAUUGAAGUUUGGGCUGGAAAAUAAUGACGGCUUUGAAAACAAGACUUACAGAUACGAUACUAACUCGGAACAAGUGACUGAAACAAGAGAUGGGUUAAGUUUACGAACAAUGAGUGAAUCCAGUAGUUAAAGUGCUUAUUUUGUUUUUAUUUUGUCUGUAUGCAUAUUGUAUCACUUAAGUUGAUAUGAAUUAGUGUUAAUACUCAUUUAUAGCCAAUUAUAGGUUGGGCUAUUCUGUUGCAUUUGAUGUAUUUUUGGUCUUAGGAAUGUUGAGUUGUUUUGUUAAGCGUUUCAUUUUUUACAAAAAAUGUACAAUGCAAUAUUUAUGCUGAAUAUUUCUUGAAAUAAAUAGCUUUAUUUUUUACAGGAGUUUAUUUUACAGGGAAAACAUUUAUUCUCAAGAUAUCUACAAUAACUUAUUUUGUAUUGAAAUUAUUUGUCAAAAAGUGAAGUUUACAUAGGAAAUGAUUGAGAAUCAAUAAAUAUAUGUAAAUUUGCAAUAUAUAAUAUGCAAUGUUUUUGUUGUUGUUUUUUUUUUUUAAAUAUUAUAAAAUGCAAUAUUGUUUUUAAAAGUCGGUUUAUUUGAGUUGAGUGUAUUUUACAAUGCAGUUCUCUCAUUGUUUCCCGUUUUUUAAUACAAGUCAUUUUAUAGCAAAAUAUAUCCCAGAUUCAAAUAUAUGUUAAACCACGGAUUUAUAUUACAGUGUAAUAUAAAUCCGUGGUUAAACACGUAAAAUUGACAUUUUCUAGUGCAGGAUAAUCUGCAUUUUUACAUCCUGUUUACACCCCUGGGAAGACAGGUCGCGUGCUUUACAUGACGUCAUACCUGCGCGCCUUUUAUGAAUGAACUGCAUUCUUAAAAUGACAUUUUUGCCGUUAUCACGUUGUUAAUGCAUAUGUUACUGUAAGAAAAAGAUCUAAAUGAAAAUGUUAAGUUUUCAUAAUUUAUUUUCGAAAAAUAAUAAACAUGUAAUAUGCAAGAAAAAUAAUCAAACACCGGUUGUCGUCACACACAUACAGGAAUACAUGUAUCUAGCUUUAGGGUAACUAUUUAGCGGAAUAUCAGCAGAGCCUUGUUACCGCCUCGAGCUAGAUAUUCCAGUGUGUACCGGUAGCCGGUGUUAGAUCCUUAUAAUAUACAAUAAGAUAUUUGACACGAAAAUGCAAAUGAGCAUAUAUAAUAAUGAAUAAACUUACUGUUGACACUAGUUUAAUAGCUAUUUUUUAUGAAUAUUGAUGAAAUAGAGGAAUUGGUCUGUUUCAAAAUAAUGUUAAAUUUAUUCAAGAAUUUUUUUUGUAUUAUGUAUACGUUAUAAAUGUAUAAUGUACAGAUUAAAUAAAGAUAAGUAAACAG
Molecule: messenger RNA, 9166 nt
Organism: Ruditapes philippinarum (Manila clam)
Lineage: Eukaryota; Metazoa; Mollusca; Bivalvia; Venerida; Veneridae
Molecular function (GO): signaling receptor activity
Source: RefSeq, a predicted model, not a curated record